Messenger RNA from Pyricularia pennisetigena, 2571 nucleotides. RefSeq lists its product as uncharacterized. The transcript has 2 exons. NCBI's taxonomy places the organism in Eukaryota, Fungi, Ascomycota, Sordariomycetes, Magnaporthales, Pyriculariaceae. Bases 1 to 2571 code for a protein of 856 amino acids. The record is from RefSeq and is a predicted model, not a curated record.
AUGGAGAAUCCGCGGGCCUCCGGGCCCGACCGGGCCCCGAUGCUCGACGGCAUCGAGUCCAACCACAAGUCCAUCAUGGAGGCGUUUGUGGCGCGCAAGAUCGACGCAGUUGCGGCCGGCGGUGAUUGGGACGGCAAGCGCAGAAGCAGCAUGUCGCCGCCGCCGCCUUCUGUCGUCUGGCGCCGUCGCCACCGGUCCUCCGAGUCCGACGCCAGCAGUAUAGCGUCCUCGGCCUUGUCCAUAGCGCCGCCGUCCAUCUUGAGCAUCAGCCCGCCGCCGACCGCGACCCUCAGUCCGACUUUUACCAUCUCGUCGCACGAGCAGCAUGGCUGGGCAACGCCAAAGAUGCGCGCCCGCGGCAUGUCCAUCGCCUCGCUUGAGGUCCCCACCACGCCCACCUCUAUCGGAGAGUCCGCAAAGCACCAGUCUAUCAUGUCCAAGCACCAAUCCAUCAUGAAGCCGCUGCCGCCACUGCCACCCCAGCAGCAACCGUCGGGCUUUGGCGAGAUCACCAUCCCCCACAGGCCGAAGCGGAGGAAGCACCGUCAGUCGUGGGACUCGGGCUACCGCUCGCAGAUGAGUGGGCCGCACACGCGGGGCAACUCGGUCGACGAGGGCACUGCCGCCUGGCCCUCGAUUCACCGACAGCAGCAGUUACUAAGGGACAGGGAGGCCAUGCCACCGCCCGCCCCGCCUUCAGAACAGCAGCAGGAGCAGCAACCGCAACGGCAGAGCGCGCCGUCCGUCAACCCAGAUGCCCUGAACAUCCUCGAGUCAUCUGCUCCGGCACCUUCGAGCCCGGUUUCGUCAUCAGAUUCAGAGGAUGAGGACGAAGGGAUCGACCUGGACGAGGCCUCGUCCGAUACCACCACGCCAGCCGAGGACGCCGCUGGCCGGGUCCUCAACUACGCGCUGGACGUGGCCCUUGGUCUUGGAACACACGAGAUCGACGACGAUCCGACCUGCCGCACCGUCGUCCACAACUUCUUCAGCGACCUCCAGUGGGCAGUCAAGAAGUCGCAGCAGCAGCAGCAGAACGACUCAGACCAGCCCUCGAGGACGGUUUCCAGCGCGUCCAACGGGAGCAGGGGGAGUCGGCGGUCCACGGGUAGGAGCAAGCGCAAGUCGCGCGAGGGCACUGACGGGGACGGUGGGGAAGACGGCACCGAGGAGGGAGGCGGCGGUGGCGGUUCCAAGCAGCGGGAGCCCGGGCCGGCCAAGCGGGCCAAGUUGGAAUCGCCGGUCCGGAUGAGCUGUCCAUUUAGGAAGAAGAACCCGCUGCGGUUCAACGUCCGGGACCAUCGACUGUGUGCGCUAACUGUGUUUACCGACACUGCCGAGCUGCGCCGCCACAUCCAGGACUGCCACAAACGCCCCAACAACCUACCCCAGCACCGCUGCCCACGGUGCCAGACGCAGUUCUCGACCGCCACAAAUCUCCGCGAGCACCUCUUGUUCCGUGACAACGUGCUCUGCGAUAUUGUUGACGCCACCACCGCAGCCGAUGCCGAAGCCGUUUACACUAGUGGUGGUGGCGGCGACCGGAAUAGCACGGGCAGCAGCCUCAGCAGCAACUACCAAAUGCGCGUCGACCCCGAGGACGGUAUUGACCCUGCGACGGCAGAAAAGCUACGGUCCAAAAAGGGCCGGGUGUCGGACUCGAUCGAGGUGCAGUGGCUCAAGAUCUGGGAGCUGUUGUUCCCGGAUACCGAGGUGCAGCCGUACGACUAUGUGGCCGUCAUUGAGCACCACGAGCUGCAUGCAAAGUACCGCGAAAGUCUGCCGGUCCUGCGCGGGUCGCUGUCCGCCAUCGGGCUGGGCGACAGGGGCCUCGAGACGCUCGACCACAUCCUGACCAACCACUUGAUCGAUCUGUUUGAGCAGUGCAAUGAGGAGGGGAGGAGGAAAGACUACCGGAAUAGGUACAGACAGUCGGCUAGGAGUUCAACGACUGCUCCAGCACCUCAACCACAACCACAACAACAGCAGCAACAGCAACAGCAGCAACAGCCAACCACACAGCUGCGCAAGCAGUCCUCCCUCCGACAACGUUUGGCCACCGCCCAGCGUGACUCUGGCUUCGUCGACGACGAGAGCUACAUGGAAGGUGGCAUCACGCCGGCGUUGACCUCAGACGACGGCUCAAGCCCCGGCUACGUCUUUGUCAAGCCGGGUGAAAUCACCCAGUCGUCCGUGUCCCCACCGCAGCACUUCUCGGGCUACUCUCCCGGCAUAGACGAUAUGAUGCUGCCCGGCGCCACCCCCGCGGCCGUCACCAUGGCGGGCGCAGCGAUGACGGACGGCAGCAUGAUGACUGCCGGAUCAUUUGCCGCAGAUCCGUGCUUCUCGGACUACUUCAUCCCUCAGGGCCACGAGAGUGGAGACCUGGGCCUGCAGUACGGCAGCCUGGGCGACUACCAGCCGUUUGGGCAGGGGCUGGGCGUUUAUGGUGGUGCGUCCGGCGCUGAGAUGCCCUGGAUGACGCCCAUGGUCAUCGGGGCCAACGAGGCAGAUCUUGGUGCCGGCCAGCAGGACAACACGAGCGCGUGGGUUUACGGACAGCCUUCGUGA